UUUUUUUUUUUUCUGCUGCUGCUCUUUUUAUAUUAUUUAUCUUCACUUCUUUAAGAAACAAUGACAAAUACACCAAGGACAGUUCGGUUGACAGUCAUUGCUGCUGAUGGUCUUGUCAAGAAGGACUUGUUCUUUAAAAUGCCUGACCCUUUUGCUGUUGUCACAGUCGAUGGUGAGCAAACACAUACAACAACCGUCAUGAAAAAGACCUUGAACCCUUAUUGGAAUGAGAGUUUUGACCUACAAGUCGAUAAUUCCAGCGUCAUUGCAGUACAAGUAUUUGAUCAGAAAAAGUUCAAAAAGAAGGAUCAGGGUUUCUUGGGAGUUAUUAAUGUCCAAGUCUCCAAUGUAUUUGACCUUGCUGUGGGUGGGGAUGAAAUGCUUACACUGGACCUCAAAAAGUCCAAUAACCACGAUAUCAUUCAAGGAAAACUUAUUUUAAAUAUUUCUACCAAUGUCAAUGCUCCUAUCCGUAACGGUACCAAUACCCUCGCAUCCCGUUCCAGAUCUACCAUCACUCGUAAUCCAUCCAGUCAGUCUAUUUCCGUCGUAUCACCACCACCGCCUGCUCAUCAACAGCAACAACAACAAGCUCCUCCCCCUCCUCAUUCAGCACCCGUUACGAAUGCAUCCAACACAGCAGCAGAUAACACAGAAGAGAACAGAAACAGUGACUUACCAGAAGGUUGGGAACGUCGAGUGGAUCACUUAGGUAGACCUUACUACGUUGACCAUAAUAACAGAACAACCACUUGGAAGAGACCUUCAGCUAGAAGUGCACAAGAUAGACAAGAUCAAACUGAAUUGGAAAGACGUCGACAUAAUGCACGUGGAUUACCAGAAGAACGUCCCAACACAAGCACUACUGGGAAUAGCUCAACUUCUUUAGAAGCUCCCUCCAUUGCUCCUCGUCCUUCUACCACACCUACUUCCACUACCAAUGGUGUAGUGGGUGUUCAAAAUAAUAUGACUACAGCUGGAUCUGGACCACUUCCUCCUGGUUGGGAAAUGCGUAGCAACCCUGAAGGUCGUCCUUAUUUCGUCGAUCAUAAUACGCGUACAACCACUUGGGUAGAUCCUCGUCGUCAACAAUAUAUCAAUACCAUUGGUCCUGGUUCUAACUUGCAAGUACAAGUCCAACCUGUAUCUCAAUUAGGGCCUUUACCUUCUGGUUGGGAAAUGCGUUUGACUAGUACAGGUCGUGUGUAUUUCGUCGAUCAUAAUACCAAGACAACCACUUGGGAUGAUCCUAGAUUACCUAGUAGUCUUGAUCAAAACGUACCUCAAUACAAGAGAGAUUUCCGACGUAAAUUAAUUUAUUUCCGUUCACAACCUGCAUUACGUCCUGUGCCAGGUCAAUGUCAUAUCAAGGUGCGUCGUUCGCAUAUCUUUGAAGAUGCUUAUGCUGAAGUCAUGAGACAAGUACCCGCUGAUCUUAAGAAACGAUUGAUGAUCAAAUUUGAUGGUGAAGAUGGUUUAGAUUAUGGUGGUUUAUCAAGAGAAUUCUUCUUUUUAUUAUCGCAUGAGAUGUUUAACCCUUUCUAUUGCUUGUUUGAAUACUCGGCCCAUGAUAAUUAUACAUUACAGAUCAACCCUCAUUCCGCCAUUAACCCUGAACAUUUAAAUUACUUUAAAUUCAUCGGUCGUGUUGUUGGUCUGGCUAUCUUUCAUCGUCGUUUCUUGGAUGCCUUCUUUAUCGUCUCUCUUUACAGAAUGGUAUUGAACAAAAAGGUCCUUGUGGCAAAUAUGGAAAGUGUCGAUGCGGACUUCUAUCGUAGUCUAAAGUGGAUUCUCGACAAUGAUAUCACAGAUGUACUUGAAUUAACUUUCUCGGUAGAUGAUGAUCGUUUCGGUGAAUUAGUCACCGUAGACUUGAAGGACGGUGGUAGAGAUAUCGAAGUAACUGAAGAGAACAAGGUAGAAUAUGUUGAUUUGGUGACAGAAUGGCGUAUUUCGAAACGUGUGGAAGAACAAUUUAAAGCAUUUAAGGAAGGAUUUAAUCAGUUGAUUCCUCAAGAUUUAAUCAAUGUAUUUGAUGAAAGAGAGUUGGAACUUUUGAUUGGUGGUAUUGCAGAAAUUGAUGUGGAUGAUUGGAAGAAACAUACGGAUUAUAGAGGUUACACUGAACAAGAUGAUGUGAUUCAAUGGUUUUGGAAGUGUAUUCGUACAUGGGAUAGUGAAAAGAAAUCAAGAUUACUGCAAUUCACAACUGGUACUUCUCGUAUCCCAGUGAAUGGUUUUAAGGAUCUCCAAGGUAGUGAUGGUCCCAGAAGAUUUACGAUUGAAAAGGCUGGUGAAGACACACAACUCCCCAAAGCUCACACCUGUUUCAAUCGUAUUGAUAUGCCUCCGUAUAAAACUUAUGAAGCCCUUGUCGCUAAAUUAACAAUGGCUGUUGAAGAAACUGUUGGUUUUGGUCAGGAAUAAUUUAUAUAGAAACACUCCUCCUUUUAAAAGAAAAAAUCCCCCCUCUCUCAUACAUAACUCUCACACACACACACAUUUGUCAUCAUUAAGCAACCCUCACACAAACACACACACAUUCAAAUCAUAUAAAUAUAUCGCAACUUUUGAUGCAUCCCUCAUCAUUAUAUAUAUAUAUAUAUAUAUGUAUGUAUAUACUUGGCUUAUUAGAAAGAAACUUUUUAAUAUUUAUAAUUUUGUG
Mucor mucedo is the source of this 2665-nucleotide messenger RNA. RefSeq names its product E3 ubiquitin-protein ligase RSP5. Bases 61 to 2427 code for a protein of 788 amino acids. The record is from RefSeq and is a predicted model, not a curated record. The transcript is spliced from 6 exons. Gene Ontology annotation, molecular function: ubiquitin protein ligase activity; protein binding. NCBI's taxonomy places the organism in Eukaryota, Fungi, Mucoromycota, Mucoromycetes, Mucorales, Mucoraceae. Gene Ontology annotation, biological process: ubiquitin-dependent protein catabolic process.